GUAGCUAAUGCCGCCUUUGGAUCUGCAACUGACAACAACAUUUGAUCAUUCAACUUUCCGCAGGAGAGCUUCUUUGGGACAAGAUCUAGCGGUUCCGUAUGUGUGCAUUUAGGAGAUGCAACACUACAAACAACGUAACCCCCCAGUAUCGCAGACUGUAGCGACCUGAAUCAGACCCGAGAUCUAAGAAUACUACGACUGGCAACUACAUUAUCGACCAUCCAUCAACUCAGAGCCUCGAGUUGUGCGACUAUUAUGGACUUCAGUACUGCAUUCUUUCAGGAGUUUUCCGAAGCCUAUUCCGAACGGGAUGGCUACCGGCUUGCGCGGACUGUAACACCAGAUCUCCCGACUGACAAGCUGUGGAAGAUCUGGAAGAGUCAGAAUGCUCACAGCAUCAGAAGCUUUCUCAAGCGUGGGCUCCAGGGGAACGUUGCAUUUGCCGAUCACGAAGAGUUACAGGGCUGGGUGGAAGUAUAUGCGGUAUACUGGAAUGCCGUGGGAGAGAUCUUAGUUGCCCUCGUGUCGAGCAACGAUGACAAGAGCAAGUCAUCAGAACUGGUGUGGACAAGGGCGUACCAGGCAUGGACUGAGCUGUUGAACGCACUCCUCCGAGGAUACCAGAACUCCAAGUUCAAGAAUUGGACCAUCAUCUGCCUGUACACUGUGUGCAAGCACUUGCGUAUCUUUGCGAUGAAGGCAGAUGACGAGCGCAACAGCAACAACUUCGUCGAUGACAGCCCAGCAGUGAACUUUCAAGACGACUUCGAUCCAGAGACCAACAAGCGCCAGAAGUUGGAGGACUGCGUGAGGCAGCUCUUCAAAGCCUUUAACGUCUGCCAGCAGGAUAGGGCAGCACUCGAGGAGUCUCGCAAGUGGGGAAGCUACUACAUCGCCAACUUGCUUCUCAAGUCGUACUUCAAGCUGAACUCGGCCUCGUUGUCCAAGAACAUUCUCAAGAGUCUCCACGCUGGGGGCAAAGACAUGCCCGACUUUUCAGCCUUUCCCAAGUCCCAGCAAGUAACGUUCAAAUAUCACGAAGGGGUAAUUGCGUUCUUGGAGGAAAACUACGCCCACGCUGAGGCUUGUUUGACCGAUGCAUGGAACGGCUGCCACAAGGAUGCAGCGAAGAAUAAGGAGCUUAUUCUUACCUACCUCAUCCCGUGUCAUCUCAUCACAAGUCACACUCUCCCGACCGAGGCGUUGAUGAAGCAGUAUCCGAGGCUACAGAAGCUAUUCCUCCCGCUAUGCCGGUGUAUCAAGAGGGGCGAGCUUCACAAGUUCGAUCUCGCCCUGCAGGAAGGCGAAGACGAGUUUGUCAGGCGUCGGAUAUACCUCACGCUGGAACGGGGUCGUGACAUUGCGCUGCGCAACCUGCUGCGGAAAGUCUUCACCGCCCGCGGCGUCGAGGAGGCUAAGGAGGGGGAGAAGCCCGUUCGGCGCACCCGCGUGCCGGUCGCUGAGUUUGCCGCCGCUAUCAGCCUCGGCAGCCAGGAGAAGAUCGACAUUGACGAGGUCGAGUGCCUGUUGGCGAAUAUGAUUUACAAGGGCUUUAUGAAGGGAUACAUUUCCCGCCAGCACGGCAUGGUGGUACUCAGCAAGAGCGGGGCAUUUCCUGGUACCGGUGUAUGAGUGAGGGUUGGCGUGCUUUGACCGAAGCCAACGGUGCACCAUCCUUGGGGUUUGGUAAAUUUACAGAGUGGUCGACCUCCCGUAGUAACAUGACUGCAAGAAGGGCGCACUGGACCUGAUCUGAUGCGGUCUAGAGAAUGUCCGGACAUUGAUCAGAAUUCGAUGGACGGGUUGUGGUGCCGCCCUUAUCAGCAUGUUUGGAGACCAACCGUGGGUCUGAACAGCCAAGCCGUGUAUAUCCCUACCGCUGCAACCUGCGGGCUUUAUCACGGCUCUCCCUGAUCGAUACCUGGUACUAGUGAUUAUCAGCAGACGCCCGUGACAUGUCGAAGGUGCGGCAAUCACCAUCACUGAGGUCAGCUGGGAUGAUGAGAAGCGACCAAAUGACCAAUAACUAUUCAUUGAUAUCUAUUCUUGGAGCCCGGACCAGACUCGAUUGCCA
This is a messenger RNA of Parathielavia appendiculata, 2074 nucleotides long. RefSeq lists its product as uncharacterized. The transcript has 6 exons. Gene Ontology annotation, biological process: poly(A)+ mRNA export from nucleus. NCBI's taxonomy places the organism in Eukaryota, Fungi, Ascomycota, Sordariomycetes, Sordariales, Chaetomiaceae. The record is from RefSeq and is a predicted model, not a curated record. Gene Ontology annotation, molecular function: RNA binding; double-stranded DNA binding. Bases 256 to 1632 code for a protein of 458 amino acids.